Messenger RNA from Wyeomyia smithii (pitcher-plant mosquito), 1830 nucleotides. Its product is annotated as alpha-tocopherol transfer protein-like. The record is from RefSeq and is a predicted model, not a curated record. Gene Ontology annotation, molecular function: phosphatidylinositol bisphosphate binding. The coding region runs from base 702 to 1595 and encodes 297 amino acids. Gene Ontology annotation, cellular component: membrane. NCBI's taxonomy places the organism in Eukaryota, Metazoa, Arthropoda, Insecta, Diptera, Culicidae. The transcript is spliced from 5 exons.
GUUGGGGAUGGUUUGUGUAACUCAAUUUCUGUAGCCAAUUUUAUGUUGAUCCAGUUACUGCAUAUAAUAACUAGAAAGUAUGAACAGUGGAUAUUUCUCUCGAAUGUAGGAUAGAUCUGAUUGCUGCGGAUGGUCGAUAUCGGUGCUUUUUUUGUUGGUGACUGUGCAUGAAGUUGAGUGUAACACAGAAAGUGCUAAAGUUUAUUACAAGUUUUAGUAGCUGCAACAAUUAAAGCAAAUGUCGUGCUGGUAUUUCGAGCGGUUUGUGCAGUUGUUUUACAGCGAAAAUUACGAAUUUUAAGUGAAAACAUUUACCCCAUCGACCGCAGCUGUUGUGGGUCCACAGUGCUGAAAGAUAAUAUUUUUGCUCGUCUACAAAGCUUGAAGCAUGCAGCACGGAUGCAAUUUCAAGUUUUGCAGCGAUAAAAAAAAUGAAUGCAAGGAAGGGAGUCAUCGGCCAGCAAUCGGUGCUGCACGUUUGCAGAGAAAAAUCUUUCUAGGAAUUGCCUUGAUGGCCGCUGUUGCUGGGUGAGAAUGAUCGAUAGGCGAAAUUCGACAGCUAUCUUCACGACCUGAGUUCUCUAUCCAGCGGCCAACUGUUUUUCCUCUCUUCGCUGCUAAACGAAUAGCAGUAUCAAAUCAAUGCACUUGUAAAUAGCAUCUAGUGUAGAGUAAAGCUUCAGCCAAUAGAGUGUGCCAAAAUGACGACCUUAUCGCAUCCUUAUAAAGACUGUCCGGAGCCUAAAGAGGUUCCUUCACAAUAUACAAGCGAUGUGGACGCGCUGUUUGAGUGGAUCAAACAGCAGCCACGGUUUCCACAAUACACCAGAAACCAUGCCCAUCUUUUUCUCCACGCGUGCCACUGGGAUAUGGAGAAUGCCAAAAAGGCACUGCAGAAGUACGCACACAUCCGUGCCACGGCACCGGAUAUUUUCGACAAUCGGGACAUUCUCUCGGGCGGAGUGCAGUUUGUGCUGAGCAUGACUCACAUGGUAUCGCUGCCGAAAUUAACACCGGAAGGAUAUCGAUUAUUGUGCUACCGCUUGUCCGACUAUGAUCCAUCAAGGAUGAACUUUGGCGAGGCAGUGAAAACCUUCUGCAUGUUUAACGAUGUCCAGAUCAGCAAGGACGGCCCAAUCGAAGGUUAUAUUGUUGUUAUGGAUAUGAAGGGCGUGCGGCUUGGUCAUCUGGCCCGGGUACAAUUCGGCCCGCUAAGAGUUUUCAUGCACUACAUACAGGACGCCCAUCCGGUGCGGCUGAAAAAGAUCUACAUCGUGCACACGGCUUCGUUCAUCAAUCAGGUGAUGGCACUGAUAAAACCGCUAAUAAAAUCCGAACUACUAGGGUUGCUGCACUUCACCACCUCCGGUCCGUUGGAUAUUUUAAAUGCUGAUGUGCUCCCAAAGGAUUAUGGCGGCCCACUCGCUGAACUGGCAGUCAUGCAUGCGGAACAGAAAAAGGAAAUCGAGCUCCAUUAUCGGGAAUGGCUGAUAGAUACUGGCGCUCUGAAGGAGGUCCCUAAGGAUAAGAGUAAUGGCUCGUCCAGUUCCAUAAAACCUCCAGUAAAAGGAUUUCGCAGCUUAGAGAUUGAUUAAAUCGGAUCGGAAUUGAAUUCGAAACGACAAGACAGGAGAGGACAUCGUGUUAGGAGUGUGUGAUAAAUAAUGAUUUUUUUGGUUGCGGAAUAUUCUAAAACAUGUAGUCGUAUAGUCGUGUCGUAUUGUUAUUGAAAUUUGUGUAUAUUGAAAUUAUGAUGAUUAUUUCAAAAAUAUAAAAUGCAUCAUGCGAACGGGUCCAGUAUUUAGUGUACUUGUUCUCCGGUGUUUUGAA